Zasmidium cellare ATCC 36951 is the source of this 2787-nucleotide messenger RNA. RefSeq lists its product as uncharacterized. NCBI's taxonomy places the organism in Eukaryota, Fungi, Ascomycota, Dothideomycetes, Mycosphaerellales, Mycosphaerellaceae. The transcript has a single exon. The record is from RefSeq and is a predicted model, not a curated record. Gene Ontology annotation, cellular component: MutSalpha complex; nucleus. Gene Ontology annotation, biological process: mitotic recombination; mismatch repair. Gene Ontology annotation, molecular function: ATP-dependent DNA damage sensor activity; ATP binding; mismatched DNA binding. Bases 1 to 2787 code for a protein of 928 amino acids.
AUGGCCUCCCGCCCGGAGCUCAAGGUCGACGACGAGCCAGGUUUCGUCCGGGCCUACAACGACCUCGAGAAGAACAAGCCCAAUGACACCAUACGCAUCUUCGACCGCGGCGACUUCAUGUCCGCGCACGGAGAAGAUGCCAAGUUCAUCGCCAAUGUCCAGUACCGGACGACCUCCGUGCUCAAGACCUUGGGAAGAAAUCCGGGGCUCGACUCCGUGACCAUGACCGUCACUGUCUUCCGCACAUUCCUGAGAGAGGCGAUUUUCAGAUUGGGGAAGCGCGUCGAGGUCAUGCAGUCGAAUGCGAGGAAUCAGUGGAAAUUGGCGAAGCAGGCGUCGCCGGGGAAUCUUCAGGAUAUUGAAGAUGACUUGGGCGGGCAUGUUGAGUCGGCGCCUAUCAUUCUGGCUGUCAAGGUCUCAUCGAGGGCGAACGAAGCGCGGAACGUGGGUGUCUGCUUUGCGGAUGCUAGUGUGCGAGAACUGGGCGUCACCGAAUUCGUGGACAACGACAUCUACUCGAAUUUCGAGUCUCUCAUCAUUCAGCUGGGCGUGAAGGAGUGCUUGAUACAGACAGACAUUUCGAAGAAGGACGCUGAGCUUAACAAGCUUCGCACGAUCGCUGAUAAUUGCAACUGUGCUGUGUCGGAGCGGCCGGCUGGUGAUUUCGGAAGUAGAGAUAUCGAGCAGGACCUGGAGAGACUUUUGAAAGACGAGAAAGCGGCGAGUCAGUUGCCCCAGACGGAUCUCAAACUGGCCAUGGGGUCUGCUGCUGCCCUGAUCAAGUAUUUGGGCAUCAUGUCUGAUCAGAGCAACUUUGGCCAGUUUGCUUUGUAUCAGCAUGAUCUGAGCCAGUACAUGAAGCUGGACUCGUCUGCUCUGAAAGCACUCAAUCUCAUGCCUGGACCAAAGGAUGGCUCUAAGACGAUGAACCUGUACGGUCUGUUGAACCACUGCAAGACACCCGUCGGCAGCAGACUUCUGGCUCAAUGGCUGAAGCAGCCCUUGAUGAAUCUCGAGGAGAUUGAGAAGAGGCAGCAGCUUGUUGAGGCUUUUGUCAACGAUACUGAACUUCGACAGACGCUGCAAGAGGACCACCUCCGCUCGAUACCGGACCUUUACCGCCUGGCAAAGAAGUUCCAACGCAAGAAGGCGAAUCUGGAAGACGUCGUCAAAGCUUAUCAGGUUGCCAUCCGCUUGCCUGACUUCAUUGGGACCUUUGAGGGCGUUAUGGAUGAGACAUACAAAGACGCUCUGGACUCAGAGUAUACGCACAAGCUGCAGGAGUAUUCAACCAGUUUCAUGAAACUUCAAGAAAUGGUCGAAUCCACUGUCGAUCUGGAUGCUAUGGACAACCAUGAAUUCAUCAUCAAGUCAGAAUUUGACGACACGCUGAGAAUCAUUCGAAAGAAGAUCGAGAGCCUUCGCUACAACAUCGACAAGGAACACCAACGUGUUGGUAUGGAUCUGAACCAGGACACUGAGAAGAAGCUGCUUCUCGAGCACCACAAGACGUACGGCUGGUGUUUUCGCUUGACACGGAACGAAGCUUCUGUCAUCCGCAACAACAAGGCGUAUCCAGAGAUUUCGACCCAGAAAAACGGCGUCUACUUCACUACGAGCAAGCUGACGGAGAUGAGACGCGAGUUUGACCAGCUGUCAGAAAACUACAAUCGAACACAAAGCGGACUUGUCAAUGAAGUCGUCAACGUUGCGGCAUCAUAUUGCCCCGUCAUUGAGAAGCUCGCCGGUGUGCUUGCUCAUCUCGAUGUGAUAGUCAGCUUCGCUCACGUCUCUGUUCACGCCCCUACCGCCUACGUUAAGCCCAAGAUGAAUCCUCGAGGAACUGGAAGCACGAUUUUGAAGGAGGCCCGGCACCCGUGCAUGGAGAUGCAGGACGAUGUCCAAUUCAUCACCAACGACGUCUCACUCACCCGCGAUGAAUCCGAAUUCCUCAUCAUCACAGGGCCGAACAUGGGCGGCAAAUCGACCUACAUCCGCCAAAUAGGAGUCAUAGCCCUCAUGGCACAGAUUGGCUGCUUCGUCCCCUGCUCAGAAGCAGAGCUCACUCUCUUCGACUGCAUCCUUGCCCGAGUCGGCGCCAGCGACAGCCAACUCAAAGGCGUCAGCACCUUCAUGGCCGAAAUGCUCGAAACCGCCAACAUCCUCAAAACGGCCACGCGAGAAUCCCUCGUCAUCAUCGACGAACUCGGCCGCGGCACAAGCACCUACGACGGCUUCGGCCUCGCCUGGGCCAUCUCCGAACACAUCAUCAAAGAAAUCGGCGCCUUCGCCCUCUUCGCCACGCACUUCCACGAACUCACCGCUCUCGUCGACACAUACCCUCAAGUCCAGAACCUCCACGUUGUGGCACACAUCGGCGACUCGGAAGGCGACGCCGCCAUGACCAACGGCGACGCCUCCAACAAUCCCCGCCGCCGCGAAGUCACCCUCCUCUACAAAGUCGUCCCGGGCAUCAGCGACCAGUCCUUCGGCAUCCACGUCGCGGAGCUCGUGCGCUUCCCUUCCAAAGUCAUCAAUAUGGCGAAACGCAAAGCGGAUGAGUUGGAGGAUUUCUCUGGCAAGCACGAAGAGAUGAAUGUGCAGGCGAGUAGCGAGGAGGUGGAGGAGGGGAGUCGGCUGCUCAAGGAGGUUUUGGUGCAGUGGAAGGAGGAGGUGAAGAGGGAGGGUUUGAGUAAAGAGAUGCAGGUGGAGAGGAUGAGGGAGUUGGUGCAGGGGAAUGAGGCGUUGUUGGGGAAUUCGUUUUUCAAGAGUGUGAAGGCUUUGUAA